CGAAGCAGCCGAUACCGUGCUGUACUGUUUAGCAAUGGGGUAGGGGUGUUUGACAGAGAAAGGAUGGACUUGGAGUGACGAGUCUCGUGGUGGGCGAAGACGCGUAUAAAGCGUGUUGGGCCUCGAACGCAGCCCCGCAGCGCAGCCCCGCAUCCCCAGACUACCCCCAUAGCACCCCGCAAUGUCCUCCGUAGUCGAAGCAGGCGCGCUAUCUGGUCUGUCGGCAGACCCGAAGGUGCCCGCGAAGGGCGCCAUCGACCCCGAGAUUGAGAAGCUUGCUGUGAACACAGUACGCGUCCUCGGCGCAGACCUGACACAGGCGUUCAAGGGUGGCCACCCCGGUACCGUCAUGGGCGCCGCCGCCAUCGGAGUCGCCCUCUGGCGGUAUCAAAUGCGCUACAACCCAAAGAACCCCGACUGGUUCAACCGUGACCGCUUUGUCCUCAGCGCCGGACACGCUUGUCUUUGGCAGUACAUCCACCUUCACCUCGCCGGGUACGAUGCCUGGACAAUUGACGCGCUCAAGCAAUACCACAACCCUGACUUCGGUAUCGCCGCCGGUCACCCCGAGAUUGAGUUCCCCGGUAUCGAGCUCACGACGGGUCUGCUCGGUCAGGGCGUCGCCAACGCCCUCGGCCUCGCCAUCGCCUCCAAAAACCUCGCCGCCACAUACAACAAGCCCUCGUACCCCGUCGUCGACAACAAGAUCUGGUGCUUCGUCGGCGACGGCUGCCUCCAGGAGGGCGUCGGGCAGGAGGCACUUUCUCUCGCCGGCCACCUCCGCCUUGACAACCUUAUCGUCAUCUACGACGACAACUCGGUGACCGUCGACGGCAGCAUCGCGACAUGCUUCACGGACGACACGUCCGCGAAGGUGAAGGCGAUGGGUUUCAACGUGCUCGAGGUGUACGACGGAACGAAUGACCUGACGGCGAUCAUCAAGGCGAUGGACGAGGCGAAGGCGACGCGGGGCAAGCCGAGCUUCAUUCAUAUCCGCACUAUCAUUGGCUUUGGGAGCCGCAAGCAGAAUACGGGCGCGGCGCACGGUGCAGCGCUCGGCGAAGAUGAGGUGUCGUACGUGAAGCAGCUCUUUGGCUUUGACCCGGCGAAGCGCUUCGUCAUUCCCGACGAGGUGUACGACUACUUCCGCCCCGUCAUCCAGCGCGGCGCCGAUGACGAGGCCGCCUGGAACGCCAUGUUCGCGCAGUAUGCCAAAGCGCACCCCGCCGAGCACGCUGAGCUCACCCAGCGCCUGACCGGCACACUCCCCGACGGUUGGAAGAACGACCUCCCACCAAAGAGCGCUCUGCCCACCUCCGCGCAGGCGACGCGCAAGUCCUCUGGGAUCGCUGUGCAGGCGUUGGUCCCGAAGUACAAGCACUUCAUUGCGGGGUCCGCCGACCUGAUGGAAUCGACGUUCGUAAACUUCAAGGGGCAGGUCGAGUUCCAAAGCCCCGACACUGGAUUUGGUGACUACUCUGGACGGCAGCUUCGCUACGGCAUCCGUGAGUUCGCGAUGGUCGGGGCUGCAAAUGGGAUGAACGCGUACCAGAACGGGAUGAUUAUCCCGAUCUGCUCGUCGUACUUGGCCUUCUGGCAGUACGCCAUGUCUGCAUGCCGCUUGGGCGCGCUCAUGGGCGUCCGCUUCAUCGGCCUUGGCACCCACGACUCCAUCGGUGUCGGCGAGGACGGCCCCACGCACCAAUCCGUCGCCCUCGCCGCCUUCUUCCGCGCUCUCCCCAACUUCAACCUCAUCCGUCCCGCGGACGCCGAAGAGGUCCUCGGGGCCUGGGAGGUCGCCCUCGACGCGAAGCACACGCCCACUCUCAUGACCCUCUCGCGCCAGGGCGUGCCCCUCCUCGAGCACUCCGACCGCGCCAAGGUGCACAAGGGCGCGUACCCCAUCUUCGCCAACUACGACGAGAGCAGCGCGGACCCCGAGCUCGUCCUCAUCGCCACCGGGUCCGAGGUCUGGCGCGCGGUCGAAGCGGCGAAGAAGCUCGCGCCGCUGCGCACGCGCGUCGUGAGCAUGCCCAUCCAGUCGGUGUUCGACCGGCAGCCCGCGGAGUACCGGCGCGCGACGCUGGCGACCGGGAAGGCGCUGGUGGUGGCGAUUGAGCCGUGGGCGUCGUAUGGUUGGGCGCGCUACGCGCACGCGUCGAUGAGCAUGCAUACGUUCGGGUUGAGCGCACCGCAGGAGACGCUGUACGAGCUCUUCGGGUACGGCAUCGACACCAUCGUGGAUAAAGUGUCGAAGUUCGUCGAGAGCAAGAGGGUGGAUGGGGAGAUCGUGUUGCCGGGGGUUGGAGAGUUUGAGGAGCUCUUGUUGGGGUACGCGAAGAAGCAUGCUGGGCCUGAGCUGGGAUUGCAUUGAGAUUCGAAACGAAUGUAGCAUUAUAACUUAGCGUACGCGUAUGCAUCUUGUAUUCUUAACAUACUUUUCAUAUCGAGGAGCCUUGUCGAGCCAAGGAUCAAUUGAGUACAUCGUAUCUUCGUCGGCUGACUCUUCCAAGUCCUGAGUUCGUGAGC
Molecule: messenger RNA, 2529 nt
Organism: Schizophyllum commune H4-8
Lineage: Eukaryota; Fungi; Basidiomycota; Agaricomycetes; Agaricales; Schizophyllaceae
Product: transketolase
Exons: 8
Coding region: 182-2374 (730 amino acids)
Biological process (GO): pentose-phosphate shunt
Cellular component (GO): cytosol
Molecular function (GO): transketolase activity
Source: RefSeq, a predicted model, not a curated record